AUGGAGCCCCAAUUCGAGUCACCCCCAGCGAGAAUCACGCCCAAGUUCUCACGAUAUAAAUCCGUGCGCCGUGCUGCUGCUGCGGAUGCAGAGAGACAAGCCCAAGAGGAGAGCGCAAAGUGUGCUCCUCCAAUGCUUGCUGCGAAAGCACAGAGCGACACAAUUGCACGGAGCAUGUCUCGAUACCGUCGCCAUAGGACUGCACCGACCGGUCCUGCUGCCAUAGACACUCCCCCGAUGCCAGCGCUGCCAACAGCAAGCCAGACCUCCGCGAAGCCGCGCCCAGAGGGAGCGGCACGGAACGAGAUCGGCGAGACGGCGACACGUGGAAAUAAUCGAGGUGUUGAAGCGCGCAUCGAUCAAGCUGACGACGAAGAAUUGUCCGAGGUCGAGAAAGCCAGGAUGAGGGAGGAAGCCAUGAGGGCGCUGACAAUGGCGGAAAGGCCCAGAGCGGCUUCACGUGCACCAGCAAUACAACAGCACCUGAAACAGAAGGCGCCAGACAUGGAGAAACGGCAAGAACUGAAACAAUCCGAUAUACAAUCAGCCAAUGCACACAAGCGAGCUUCCUGGAAAGACAAGUUUGGGUUUUCACGACACAAAGCAUCUGCAGAUCAUGCUCGCUCCCACGACAAGCCUGGCCCAGAAGCCACACAGGGCAACGCCGAGCCUCUUUUCCCUGGCAUUGACGCUCCUCUUUCCGCUGUCAAUGCUGGUGAAAGGCGAGUGCUGAUAAAACACAAUUCUACCUCCAUACAUCUGCCAGUGCUGCCAACCACUCGUGUGAAGGAUCUUGUUUACUCUGCCACAAACUUGUUUUCUGCAAACAUUGAUUCAAAAACUGCCAUCAUGCUCGAGUCAUUCUCUUCGCUAGGUCUCGAGCGACCGCUCCGACGAUACGAGCAUGUUCGCGAUGUUAUGAAUUCUUGGACAGUCGAAGAUGCAAACGCGCUUGUUAUUUCAGAGUCGCCAUACGAAGGGGCCAGUGAUAGGUUGGAGCUUAAAGCGGCGCCAGCAACUCAACCAAGUGAUGCUACAUUUUAUCUUUACUAUUCAUCAAAGCCUGGCAAAUGGGACAAACGCUAUGUGACUCUGCGUACUGAUGGACAGGUGGUUAUCUCCAAGAAAUCAGACCCGAAAGAAGCCAAGGAUUACAGCAAUAUCUGCCAUAUAUCGGACUUUGACAUUUACACACCCACCAAUCGCCAGCUUUCCAAGAAACUACGUCCACCAAAGAAGAUAUGCUUUGCCAUCAAGAGCCAGCAGAAGUCCUCGCUGUUUGUUUCCACCGAAAACUUUGUGCACUUUUUUGCGACGAGCGAUGCCCAGUUGGCGCAAAACUGGUACGAUGCAGUGCAUGGUUGGCGAUGUUGGUACCUUGUCCAUGUCGUUAAACUGAGCGAGAAACACCAAGAGACAGUCAAGUCUAGUGCAAUGCCUGGAGAUGAACACGGCCAGCUGCGUCACCGCCAUCACAUGUCGACUGACUCCGCCCCUUAUCAAUUGGGCUCGUUCAAACCAUUGGUAGAAUUUGGCCGCAACGCGGAGUCUGAUGUUGAAAUGUCUGACAAACGCAGCGUUGAGUAUAAUGGUUCUGGCAAUUCGAGGGACAUGUUUUUACGCAAGAAGAAAACCCGAGAUCACGCACCGCCGCCUACCUCGUAUUCUUCUACUCUUACAAAACUUGACACUGGAAAUGGUUCCAUCUCGGAACAAGACGACGGCUCCACCUUUUCACCGGACAGUCUCCUCGGUAGGGUCUACAGUCAACGACAAGCUGCCCAGCGUGAGCGCGAAGCGAAAGAAAACGAGGCUUUCAUGUCUCAGGGACUUCUGAACAAUCUGAGCCCAUCAACUUCAAACCCUUCAUCUCACAGCAUGCCAUUUAGUAACCCUUCGACUCGCCACAACAAUGGUCGCUCGAAUACUGUGCCCUCUCACCACCACCCUGAAGACGUCUCGCACAGCCGAUCAAACUCGGUUCGCCAGAAGCCAAAACCACUAGUUGAUCUGACACCUGUCUACCGAGAGCCCCCUCAGCAUGCGCGAAAGGGACACGGGGUCAAGAUUGGGCCAGGAAUGCCGCUGGUGGAAGCUGCUACAGGCCUUGAACCGAUCCCUGGAGUGCCCGAUAUCCCAUCAGCAACUACAUGGAGACGAGAGCAAGCCCAGCCGGUUACAGCUAACGAGUCAUCCGCUGCUUCGAUUAUUUCACGCCGCGCAAACACCAUCAGAAGCCCACAACACGGUGAGAUGAUCAACUCGCCGAAUUUCCCAUUCAUGCCGAAUGGACUGGUAGCUCUCUCGGGAAACAGCCCAGCCACUGGACAGGCAAAUAUCGAAGUUGGUCGUGGUAUUGCUACUGGUGACCGCCAUACUACUCGUCCUCUCCUAGACAUGACGCCCGCAAGUCAAUUUGCCGAGGGAAGCUUAUUGCACAACAUAGAGAGGGGCAUGUAA
This is a messenger RNA of Talaromyces proteolyticus, 2460 nucleotides long. RefSeq lists its product as uncharacterized. The transcript is spliced from 2 exons. The coding region runs from base 1 to 2460 and encodes 819 amino acids. The record is from RefSeq and is a predicted model, not a curated record. NCBI's taxonomy places the organism in Eukaryota, Fungi, Ascomycota, Eurotiomycetes, Eurotiales, Trichocomaceae.